AUAGUCCGCUGCUGCUGCAGCUCCAAACUUGGCUGAAGGCCGGUAGUGAGAAGAGAUCUCGAGCUACUUCAACAAAACUUUCUCUCCAGUUUUUCCUGCUCCCUCUCUCCCCCUUUCCUUCCCUCUCUCCUCCUGAUGGUAUUCACAUAAUAGCUCUGCAUUGGAAGGGGUGGCCAAGAAGAAAAACCCCCAUCCCAAAUUCAGUCUUUCCCCCCUCCUCUCCCCACUUCCUUUCUACCCCUUUUUUUCCUUCUCUUCCUCCCCCCCGCCCCCACUUUUUGGUUGUAAAAGACAAAAAUAUGCAGGGUGCUUAGAUAAGGCUGGAUGAAUUGAUGGCAUCCCUUCUCUUGCCUAGUCACUCCGUUCUCUCCGCUUCCCCUUUUUAGAAAAAAAAAGUCUAUAGAGGAUUUCAUUCUGCUCUAGAAUAUAAUUCUGGCGUUGGCUUGCCAAGAGGGGAAAUCAGAGAGAAGGAAUACGGGAACCCUCCGGUGCUAUUUCCUAUUGUUUGAAACUCACUUUAUAGCAGAGAAUUUGAAGAUGAAAACGGUAAAGAAAUGGACAACAGUUGUUUGCUAUUCACUUUAACUCCUCAUUGACAUGUGAAGGACUUUUUAAUUACUUUUGGACUGAAAAUGUCUGCAGACAUAGAAAAAAGUAUAUUAUUCCAAAACGCCUAUCAAGAAGUGGAACCACAAAUAGCUAAUCCUGAAGAAAUAUAAUAAAUCUUGGUUAUGGUGCAAUGCUGGAGUGGAGUUAAAGCUGUAGCACAUAGGUAGCCCACUUCUUCUAAAUUAUGGAAAAAUUGUGGAAGAUGUUGACCUGGAUUUUGUGCUUAAUUAUGGUUUUGUCAGAAUUUCACGGUGACAACAGGCUUUCGUAUAGUUCUCAAGAGGAAUUCCUGUCUUACCUUGAACACUACCAACUAACAAUCCCAAUAAGGGUUGAUCAUAAUGGAGCCUUCCUCAGCUUUACUGUGAAAAAUACUAAGCCCUCCAGGAGAAAGAAGAGGAGUACUGAACAUUAUGACCAAGAACUGGCAGUAUCUAAAUUAUUUUUUAAACUUUCUGCCUAUGGCAAGCACUUUCAUUUAAACCUGACUCUCAACACAGAUUUGGUCUCCAAACACUUCACAGUAGAAUACUGGGGGAAAGAUGGGCCUCAGUGGAAACAUGACUUUUUAGACAACUGUCAUUACACGGGAUAUUUACAUGGCCAGCAUGGUACAACUAAAGUAGCGUUAAGCAACUGCAACGGUCUGCACGGUGUUAUUGCUACAGAAGAUGAAGAGUAUUUUAUUGAGCCUCUAAGAAAUGUAUCUGAAAAUUCCAAUCAUUUUAGUUAUGAAAGUGGUCAUCCUCAUGUUAUUUACAAAAAGUCUGCAAUGUACCAUCGACUCUUCUAUGAUUAUACUCAUUGUGGUCUCUCAGAAGACCUCACAGGAAGCAGUAAACCUUGGUGGUUGAACAAUACCCUUGCUUUUCCAACUUUACUUCCAAUUAAUCACACAUUAAGUAGUCACCAUCGACUGAAGAGAUCAGUAAGCACUGAACGUUUUGUGGAGACGCUGGUAGUAGCAGACAAAAUGAUGGUGGGAUACCAUGGUCGCAAAGAUAUUGAACAUUACAUUUUGAGUGUCAUGAAUAUUGUUGCCAAACUUUACCGUGAUUCCAGCCUAGGAAACGUUGUGAAUAUUAUAGUGACUCGUUUAAUUGUUCUCACAGAAGACCAGCCAAACUUGGAGAUAAAUCACCAUGCAGACAAGUCCCUUGAUAGCUUCUGUAAGUGGCAGAAAUCCAUUCUCUCUCACCAAAGUGAUGGAAACACCAUUCCAGAAAAUGGAAUUGCCCACCAUGAUAAUGCGGUCCUUAUUACUAGAUAUGAUAUCUGCACAUAUAAAAACAAGCCUUGUGGAACACUGGGCUUGGCCUCUGUUGCUGGAAUGUGUGAGCCUGAAAGGAGCUGUAGCAUUAAUGAAGAUAUUGGCUUAGGUUCUGCUUUUACCAUCGCACAUGAAAUUGGUCACAAUUUUGGUAUGAACCAUGAUGGAAUUGGAAAUUCUUGUGGGACCAAAGGUCACGAAGCCGCAAAACUUAUGGCAGCUCACAUUACAGCAAACACCAACCCCUUCUCAUGGUCAGCCUGCAGCAGGGAUUAUAUCACCAGUUUUUUAGAUUCUGGCCGUGGUACUUGCCUUGAUAAUGAGCCUCCAAAGCGUGACUUUCUUUACCCUGCAGUGGCACCAGGUCAGGUGUAUGAUGCUGAUGAGCAAUGUCGCUUCCAGUAUGGAACAACAUCACGUCAAUGUAAAUAUGGGGAAGUGUGUAGAGAGCUUUGGUGUCUCAGCAAAAGUAACCGCUGUGUUACCAACAGUAUUCCAGCAGCUGAGGGCACCCUUUGCCAGACUGGAAGCAUUGAAAAGGGGUGGUGUUAUCAGGGAGAGUGCGUACCUUUUGGCACUUGGCCCCAGAGCAUAGAUGGGGGUUGGGGUCCCUGGUCAAUAUGGGGAGAGUGCAGCAGGACCUGCGGGGGAGGAGUCUCAUCAUCCGUAAGACACUGUGACAGUCCAGCACCUUCAGGUGGAGGAAAAUAUUGCCUUGGAGAAAGGAAAAGAUAUCGCUCCUGUAAUACUGAUCCAUGCCCUUUUGGGGCCCGCGAUUUUCGAGAAAAACAGUGUGCAGACUUUGACAAUAUGCCUUUCCGAGGAAAAUAUUACAACUGGAAACCAUAUACAGGAGGUGGUGUUAAGCCAUGUGCAUUAAACUGCUUAGCAGAAGGUUACAACUUUUAUACGGAACGUGCCCCUGCAGUGAUCGACGGAACACAGUGCAAUGCAGAUUCGCUAGAUAUUUGUAUCAAUGGAGAAUGCAAGCAUGUUGGGUGUGACAAUAUUUUGGGAUCAGAUGCUAAAGAAGACAGAUGUCGAGUAUGUGGAGGAGAUGGGAGUACAUGUGAAGCUAUUGAAGGUUUUUUCAAUGACACAUUGCCCAGAGGAGGCUACAUGGAAGUGGUUCAGAUUCCAAAAGGUUCUGUUCACAUUGAAAUCAAAGAAGUGGCUGUGUCAAAGAACUACAUUGCUUUAAAAUCUGAGGACGAUGACUAUUAUAUUAAUGGUGCCUGGACUAUCGACUGGCCUAGAAAAUUCGAUGUUGCUGGGACAGCUUUCCAUUAUAAAAGGCCAGCAGAUGAACCAGAAUCUUUGGAAGCCUUAGGCCCUAUCUCAGAAAAUCUCAUAGUCAUGAUUUUACUACAGGAGCAAAACCUGGGGAUAAGGUAUAAAUUCAAUGUUCCCAUCUCUCGUACUGGCAGUGGCGACAAUGAAGUUGGCUUUACGUGGAAUCACCUACCUUGGUCAGAAUGUUCUGCUACUUGUGCUGGAGGUGUGCAGAAGCAAGAAAUAGUGUGCAAAAGGCUGGAUGAUGGUUCCAUAGUACAGAACAAUUACUGUGAUCCUGAUAGCAAACCACCAGAAAAUCAAAGAGCCUGCAACACUGAGCCUUGCCCACCCGAAUGGUUUAUAGGAGAUUGGUCAGAAUGCAGUAAGACCUGUGAUGGUGGAAUGCGAUCACGAACCGUUUUAUGUAUCAGGAAGAUUGGACCCUCUGAAGAGGAGACCUUGGAUAGUAGUCAUUGUUUAACACAUCAGCCAAUUGAAAAAGAAUCCUGUAACAACCAGUCUUGCCCCCCACAGUGGGUUCCUUUGGAUUGGUCAGAAUGUACUCCAAAAUGUGGUCCUGGUUUCAAGCAUCGUAUUGUUCUCUGCAAAAGCAGUGACCUUUCAAAAACAUUUCCAGUUGCACAUUGCCAAGAAGAAAACAAGCCACCAGUUCGCAUGCGUUGUAGCUUGGGCAGAUGUCCUCCACCACGAUGGGUUACUGGAGACUGGGGACAGUGUUCCGCACAGUGUGGUCUUGGACAACAGAUGAGAACUGUGCAAUGCCUCUCAUAUACUGGGCAAGCUUCCAGUGACUGUCCAGAUACUGUUCGGCCUCCUUCAAUGCAGCAGUGUGAAAGCAAAUGUGACAGUACUCCAAUUUCCAACACAGAAGAAUGCAAAGAUGUGAACAAAGUGGCUUAUUGCCCACUGGUGCUGAAGUUCAAGUUCUGCAGUCGAGCAUACUUCAGACAGAUGUGCUGCAAGACCUGCCAAGGACAUUGACCCACAGAAAUUGAAAGUGCCUUGCUAUUUCAUUCUGGAAAUGUGUCUAUCAAAGAUUGCUGCACAAUGCAACCAGACAGAUGUCCUUGUAAAUGCAUCACCCUGUGGAAAAUGUAACCACUGGUCAGCCUCAGCUGACAGAAUUUCAAUAUUAUUUUAACUUCUAUGAAGUGGGAUUUAUUCAUCCAAAGUGCUGGACACAGUAUAAGGAGGGCAUGCCAAAAUGGAAAAAAUACACACAGUGCAUACAGAGUAACUUAUGGUGGAACACGUGUACUUUUGAUGAAAUCCACUAGUCUGUUUACCUCCUUGGACCAUUAAGAUAAUUUUUAUUAUGGACUUAGAAAUGACACUGAAUCCAUUUGUAUUUAAUAUUGUUUAAAAUGUAGCUGUUGUGGUUUGGUCAACUACAGAUGCAAAGAAGAAUUUUUAAAAUGUUGUCAUAGCUUAUAAUUAAUAACUAUUUUAUGUUACUACAUAAGCACCACAGUUUAAGUUAAAGAAGUGGGCUUGGGAAUAUUAUAUUAGGAACAAUUAUAAAUCAGAAGUAAAAGAAAUGUAUUUUCCUUUGUUUCAUUCUCUAGAGAAUAAUCCAUAUUUCCUGAAGACUGCUGUGAGCCAUAUCUAAAGCUAAACUAAACUAGAAUGAUGAGGAACAUAGAGUUAAGAGAUGCAACAGUAAUUGCCUGAAUGCAUCCAACAUUAAAGAAAUAUGUGCUGCAGGUUUAUAGCCAUCUUGCCAUCUCACAAAUCAGGAUUUCCACUAAAAGGGAAUAUAUCCAUACAAUAGAGGGGUCAUACUCCAGUUGUGAAUAGCAUUUUUCCUACUAUUUCACUGCUUAAGGUUGGUAUCUACAAAUUCACUGUUAACUUUAGUUACAGAGAGGCAUCAAUUCUGCAGACAUCUAACUGGUUUUGUUACUCUGUAAUUACUAAUGAUAAACUGACUAGUGAGGUAGAGUCUCUUCUGCUGAUCAUGCUGAAAAGUACAGUGGCUUUCCAGUUUCUCUUUCAUUUAUAUAAUAGGAGAACACAGAUUUAUGAGAGAGCAUGGAGAAGAGAAAACAUGCAUAUGCCCAGUUUUUUGGAGACUAUUACAGAAUAAACAACCAAAGAGUACAUAACUUAUGGGAACUUUCAAAUCAAAGUACCAUAGCUUUUAUAUUCACCAUAUCAAUUUAUGAAUAUUCUGAAUUUUAUUUAAAUGUGAAGCCAAGCUCCUGGGGUAAAAUUGAUUCCAGAAUCCAGUGGGAGCUAAUACUAAUGGCCAUACUUCUCCCCCAUUCCCUGCUUUUGUCAGUGACACAACAAAGAGAUAAGGAAAGUGGGUACUUGUUUAUAUUAUUAUAUUGUACUUGAACACUUGCAGUUUGUAGCAGGUACUUGAUGAAUGUGCUUUGUGUCCAACUUGCCUCCUUUGUUGUAGUGCAAUUGAGAUGAUGUGAACACCACCACCUUGUAUUAACACUAGAAGUCAAACAGCACUUUUAUUAAAAAAAUACUCUUAAUGAGACAAGUUUUUAUAACAUGUAUAAGAUAUCUAAAUAUGUCAGUAUAUUUAACAAAUUGCAGUAAGCCAAAUGUGUUGAGCAAUAUUUACUAAUGUGAAUUAAUGGGUGGGGGGAUAGAGAAAAAGAGAGUUGUACUAUGUGGGAGGGAAAACCUUGACAAUCCAUCAGUGGGGUUUUCUGUAGUUCAUUAAUUCAUAACCAUCAAUUUUUUUGUCAUAUUCUACCUCUUGACAGUAUGUUUCACUUCCAUAUAUAUAUAUCUAUGAAUCAGUACGUUCAUUUGUGGCAAAUCUGUUUACUUGGAGCUAUUUGCUGCUCAGUUGCAACGUACUUCACUCUCAUUGACACCGAAGCUUAGAAAGGAAAACUAUACACAUCUGGGAGUAACGUGUAGGCCUGAGGGUAGUGUAGCCAAUGUGUCAAUUACCUUAGUACAUCAGUCCAAUAAGGAAAUACCAUGGUGCUAACAUGCCUUGGCUAAGUAAAUAAUAAUAAAAGGGAUAGAUAUUGCAUGGCAUUUUCCAGGCAAAAGAUUACAGUCUAUCAUACUCUGAUCUGCUCUGAGGCAUAAAUGUAUUUAUUAGUUAAUGUGUGUCUUUUCAACUAGCAAGAAAUGAUGGGAUUUAUUAAAACAAAAUCCUUUUUACCUCACUUUAGGACAUUGACAUUGCAAUGACACAUUUUGCCCUUUCAUUGGUGCUAGUAGACCAGGGGGUCCAAUGUUUACUCUGCAGUUUAGAAGAGCACCAAGUUUGGAAUUUAAGAAACCCCCUGGAGCAAUGUUGAGUUUCAUUGCUAAAGUGAAUGAAAUACAGAAUGUAUUGUGUUACAAAUGGACAGAUAUAUUGCUCUAGAUCUGAAUUAAAAGCCUUAAAUAAAGAGGUAAAUCAUUGGUUUCCACAGCACAGGACAUUUCUGCUGCUACACUAUAGCCAUAUAUAUAAUCUAAGCUAAAAUAUUAAAAGUAUUAUAUUCCUAAAUAAUAACAAUAGGACCAUUUGUAUAGGCUACACAAAGAUGGGAAACCUUGGAAUUCAGUACUAGGGUAUUAAACUCACAGUGUGUUGUUGAUAUUUCCAUUGAGCAAUGUCAUUGACACUAAGGCUCUCAUACUGAAACAAAAUGCCUAUUCAACACAUCAAAAUAUACACUCCUAGAAAUA
This is a messenger RNA of Zootoca vivipara (common lizard), 6829 nucleotides long. RefSeq names its product ADAM metallopeptidase with thrombospondin type 1 motif 6 (gene ADAMTS6). Gene Ontology annotation, molecular function: metalloendopeptidase activity. Lineage: Eukaryota; Metazoa; Chordata; Lepidosauria; Squamata; Lacertidae. Gene Ontology annotation, cellular component: extracellular matrix. The record is from RefSeq and is a predicted model, not a curated record. Gene Ontology annotation, biological process: proteolysis; extracellular matrix organization.